Molecule: messenger RNA, 3628 nt
Organism: Bursaphelenchus xylophilus (pine wood nematode)
Lineage: Eukaryota; Metazoa; Nematoda; Chromadorea; Rhabditida; Aphelenchoididae
Source: the annotation of a GenBank genome assembly
AUGGCGUAUAUUCAUUUCUUGGCCUAUGUGUUUCAGAUGGAAAAGUAUUACUUCGACAAGGCCAGCUAUGAUGACCUCUACAACUGCUCAAGAUACACGCCAGAGCAAUGGCACGACUUUGGCGUUCCGAACAAGGUCAUUGGAGUGCUCUAUACGCUGGUGGGCGUCAUGUAUGAGGUGUUGUAUUUCCCGUGUCUGUACACAAUGUCAUCGUACAAGUUCUUGAAGCUGUCGUGUUACAAGAUCAUGUUCUUUUUGGGUAAGAAAAGCGUUCUUUUUUUUGAAGACCCACGUCAAACUUGUCGGGAAAAUAAUGAGCAAAAUAUCACUGAUUUUGUCGCUGAAGUGGAAAUAAAUUCGAUUUUACAAUUCAUUUUAGCAACAUGAUUUUCGAUGCGACAGAGUGCUCAUUAUUUUCCCGACAGACUGAUAAAUCUCCCAUAAUUUUUUUCAGGAAUAAUCGACAUGGCCUGCAUCUUCAUCAACUCCAUCCUGGCCGGCUACUUUGCCUGGCACGGCAACACUUUCUGCGACCAUCAGGAACUCAUGUACAUUAGUGGCAGCAUAUCCACCGGGCUGUGGUGUGCCGCCUGCAUGGCGUGCAUGAUGCUGGCGAUGAAUCGGUGCUGCGACCUGCUGAAGCCCGACUGGAUGGAGACCCUGUUCAGCGGGUGGCGGACCUACUUGUGGCUGCUGGCCCCAACCCUGUACGGGUCGUAUUUCAUCGUGUUCACGCCGCCGUUGAUCUUCACGUCCGUCUACGACGGCGCCUUCUUCGACCCGUUCGUGGGGACGCCGAUCUCGGACAAAGAGAGGGUAAAGGUUUGUUGCUGUUUUUGAAGGGGUUGACAAGGCUAGAGCAGGGUUAGAUUCUUGUUUUUUUUGCUGGAGGUUCGCUGUUACUAGUCGUUCCAUAAGUUCCGACUUCGUUUGUUUCUCAAUGGAGUCGGCGCGAAUUUUGGGCGCACAAAAUGAAAUUGCACAGUGCAAAAUGUUUCGAAAAGGAGUUCGUCGCGCGACAUGCACGGUGCGGUCCGAAAAAGGCCGGAAAAUGCCUCCGUACUUUUGAAAAAGCGUAAUACCAUUUUCACAAAGUGCCUGGACAUUUUGUCGCGGCGGAACAGGAAAAUUGCAAGUGCGAGGCGAAAAAGGCCGAAAAAAUCUACGCACUUUCUUGAACGACUUGUAUCAGUCUUUCGGGAAAAUAAUCGGCACUUUGUCGCAUCGAAAGUCGCAUCGCCGAGAAAAUUAAUAAUGAUUCCAUAUGUAUUCCAUUUUUUUCAGUUUUAUCGACCGUUAUAUGUACUAGAGUACUUUUUUGGCAUUAAUUUAUCAACCGAUUCCUCAGAGGGAUGGCCAAUUAAUUGGCCCAGAGAACACUUUAUUUCAGCGCAAUUUGCAAAACCACACAGAUAAUAUCGUAAAAGAGAUGUAUGUUGUGACACUGUGCCCUUGGCAUUCAAAGAAAAUUAAGUUUUAAUCCUUCCUACAAAAGAUCUCGUAUGUCAAAGGAACUACAAAAAUAUUAAAGAUAUCGCAAUGUGGCUACAGUAUGAAUGUGUGCGUUAUUUGGGCCAAUUUUCGAAAUUAACAAAGGUAUUUUGAUGCAUGAGAAUGUAUUUUAAAUUUUUGAAAAUGUCUGAGAAAAACUGAGUAAUUGGCGACUUCCUGAUUGCUCAGUAAAACACUUCCUACUUCCUCUGUCUACCCCUCUUUACAAUGCAUUUUUUCAGUACACCAGUUGGCCGCAUACAAUCAACAAUGUCAUUGUCAUCGUGGUCUUGUGCACGGCCUAUUCUUGCAUCUGCGUCUAUGUUUGUAUCAAAGCGCGCCCCACAAUGGGCGGCCACAGAUCCACCGGCAUGAAUGCGCUGCAAAAACAGGCAAGUACGGAUAAAUUGCGAUAUAUUCCUCAUUAUUUUCCCGACUUACCGGGACAAAAAAACAAUUUUUAGUGGAAUUAACAGAGAUAUUGACAACACUUUUCCACGUGCUCCCUCAGCGACAAAGAUCGUUGAAAAAAAUGUAGCCUUUUGUUCGAAAACUUUGUGAAUUCUUUGAAAAUUCCUUAAAAUUUCUUCAAAAUUUGUAUGUCAUUAUUCUCUUCGGUUCCUAACUUUUUCUCCAGCCACAAUUUCGAGCAUUUUAACAAUAACUUUCAUCAGAAAUAACAGUACAAAGUCUCCACGGUAAAGAAUACGGUCAUAGGGCAACUACAACAAUAGUCAUCAAGCUUGAAACUAUAUUGUCGAAACAUGUGAAAACAAACAAAAAAUUGUUAUUCAGCAACAAAAUAAUAACAAUUCAGCGUAAAACAUUUGUAGAUUAUCGCACAAGCCACACUCAUUUGUAUGCUGAUCCUGAUCGCGGCAAGUGUUUACGUGCGGAUGCAAUUCGCUGAAACAUCAAGCUACAUGGUCAUUGUGGGCCAAAUCACAUGGCAAUCCAGUCACGGUGAGUUUCGAAAAGUAAAUGGUUUAAAAUUCCCGCAAAAAAGUUUAAGAAAACUCAAAAAAUCAGCAAUUUUUCGCAAAAUCUAUGGCAUGAAAUUUUCCAAGAACUCCACGAUUUCGCUAGAAUCAUGGGAAAUUGUAGCAGGAUGUUGUCAAAAGACAAAAAAGAGCUUUUCUUUCUGACUAAUCUUCAGAUUUCCCCCGCGUUCUCUGGCCGGAACCGGUCGAUGAAUAGCUUGGCAGGCUCUGCAAAUUACAAGGAUUGUCGGGAUUUCUUAUGUGACCUACAGUGGCGGACUGAUUCAGUGGCAAAAAACUUCUCAUUUUGCAUCCGGAAAGUCAAAAAAAUGUGGCAAAUUAUCUCCUUCUCCAAGUGAAAAAAGCCCUAAUUUUAAAAGCGCGCCCGCUUUUUUCGUAAGGGAAAGAGUGCGCCUUUCAAAACGGAGAUUUUUUAGUUUGAGAGGGAGGCAUUUUGCUAUAUUCUUUCAUCCUUUCGGGGUAUAAAGUGGUACUGUUUUUGCCACUAGAUCAGGUCCGUCACUGUAUGUUAGACGUUUUUGGGCCAAAUUUGACCAUUUUCGAUACGUAAAAAUGCUCAUUAUUUUUCCAACAGACUGAUAAAUCACUUCAGAUCUUUUUCAAAUUUUGCACAAAGCCGUCUAACAUAGGUCACAUAAGAAAUCCCGAAAAUUCUUGCUCGUACCUUGUAGAGGCUGCCAAGUUAUUCAACGACCGUUUCCGGCCAAAGAGCGCGGAAAAGUUGGAGAUUGGUCAGGAAGAAAAGCUCUUUUUUUUGUCCCGUGACAACUUCCGGUUACAAUUUCCCACGAUUCCAGCAAAGUUCUUGGAAAAUUUCAUGCGACAGAUUUUGCGAAAAUUCGACAGGAUGCUCAUUAUUUUCCCGACAGACUAACAAGAACUUGUCUGGGAAAUCAAUGAUUUUUUUCAAUUCAAAUUGUCGAUUUCUGGCUCAAUUUCUAGGCGGUACCGUGUUCAUCUACCUGUUCCUCAAUCGAAGUAUGAGGAAUGAGAUUCGCAACACCUUCCUGCCCAAAUGUUUGACAAAACGAAAGGCCGUGACCACCACCACUACACCUUACAAGACCACACCCAAUGUGAAUAUGACAUUUUCGAGCAAAGACACAAACACCAUGGGAUCGGCUGUUAUGUUCUAG